AGUAGAUAGCAAUCCUCAAUUUACCACUUUGAUAGAAUGAACGCUGCAAAGAUCUGGUUUUCACCUCUUUUUGUUUGUAGUAUUUGGAUUUUGAGUCUGGCUAUCAACUGUGACUGGACAACUGAGUAUGAAUUUCAAGGAAAAUGUUGUAAGGACUGCCCUUCAGGUGAAUAUCCCAAAUAUCAUUGUAAAGAGAACAACAGUGACAGUGUGUGUGAGAGAUGCCCAACGAAGGUUGAGGACAAAUGUUUCUGUGAAGGCAAGAUGUUAUGCAAAGACGAUGAAUGCUCUAAGUGUGUGCCUAAAGAAAAGUGCAAACCAGGACAUCAACUGAUGAGAGAGGGUAAUUUUAAGUACAAGUACCAUUGUGAGCAAUGUCCCAACACCAUGUUCAAUGAUGCUGAGGAUAGCGAGUGUAAACCAUUUGCAAAGUGUGAUGGCUUGCGUGUGGUCUUCCCUGGAAACAGUACCCACAAUGCAAGAUGUGGCCUUUAUGACUCUCCCAUUUUGAUCAGAAGCCUGACUUCUCAUCCAGUUGUGAUGGCUUGUUUAACAAUCACUGUGUUGAUAUUCCUUGUACUUAUCAUGUAUACUGCUUUUCAAAUUUACAAACACAGGAGGCACAGAAAAAUAAGCCAACCAUACAUACAUAGGAUGAGAAUGCCCUCAGAUACAUGCAGUUGCCAACUAUCCAAGGAGGAAAUUGGUGAUGACAGCGACUCCAAGACAGCCUUAGAAAUCUCUCAAGUGUGAUAUUCUCUGCUUACCUUGAAAUACAAUAAUACAACAGAACUUUAUUUCCAAUUAUAUUUGAAAUUUGAAAGCUCUCUGUUAUUUUAAGUCUCUGUGAGUCUCUCGAAUUUUGACUUGAUGACAUUGACUGGAUUAACAUAUUUAAAAAAACAUCUGUUUCAAAUUUCUGUAAAGAUGAACCAUGCAGCUUUGCAGGUCAUAGAUGGUCUCUUUGCCUGUGGAAGGAGUAAACUACAGUUUAUUCACCCGUGACUCUAUUGAAUGGCACAAUGUUCUCAUCACUUCAAUUCCAAUAUGGAUUCAUGUAAGAUGUAUUAGCAAAGAAGAAAGUUGCAAAAGGUGGGGUGUUAUCUUUGCUGUGAUCAAACAUUUGCUCUCUAAGGCUGAGUAAUGCAAGAGGAUGUUUAUCUGUUCUUCGCUAGAGUAUAUACACUUUGUAAGUGUAAAACCAUUAAAGGACAGACUUUCAGACUUUUAAAAGUGUGAGGAACAGCAAAUACUGAGUUAUGUCACUUCUGUAUUUAAACAUCCUAAUUCAGCUUUAUCUUCUUGUAGAAAUAUAAUGCAUCAUGUUUAGGUUGACUUAUUGUAUUGAUAUUCAUCUUAUUUUUGACUCCCUGGCAUUAUGUAGGAUGGAUACUGUAGAUCGGGAGGGUUUAAUUUAUAGUGCACAUUAUUUUCCAAAUUAAAAUAGGCCAAUGUAUGGGCUUCUAUUUAUAUGUACAUGUAAACCUCACUAUCAAAAUAAUUUUGUCAGAAACUCCCUCCUUUGCAGCAUAUUAUUUUGAUUUAUAUUUUUAAAUUAUUCUCUGGAAU
Xyrauchen texanus (razorback sucker) is the source of this 1569-nucleotide messenger RNA. RefSeq names its product tumor necrosis factor receptor superfamily member 18-like. Lineage: Eukaryota; Metazoa; Chordata; Actinopteri; Cypriniformes; Catostomidae. The transcript has 6 exons. Gene Ontology annotation, molecular function: tumor necrosis factor receptor activity; protein binding. Gene Ontology annotation, biological process: negative regulation of apoptotic process; positive regulation of cell adhesion. The coding region runs from base 37 to 753 and encodes 238 amino acids. The record is from RefSeq and is a predicted model, not a curated record. Gene Ontology annotation, cellular component: plasma membrane; external side of plasma membrane.